This is a messenger RNA of Suillus paluster, 1688 nucleotides long. RefSeq lists its product as uncharacterized. The coding region runs from base 104 to 1642 and encodes 512 amino acids. Lineage: Eukaryota; Fungi; Basidiomycota; Agaricomycetes; Boletales; Suillaceae. The record is from RefSeq and is a predicted model, not a curated record. The transcript has 2 exons. Gene Ontology annotation, molecular function: protein binding.
GUCCGUUCCUAUCUGACAUGAAAACACCAGCUCCUCUGCAUUUUACUCAGAUCAACUGACAGAUUGCCUCCGCGGCUUCCCGACCUUCUGAGAUCUGGAUAAGAUGUUGGACUUUAAUGUCGUGCAACUGACCAACUUGUCUUUGCAAUCGAGUUCUGGAUGUGAUGUGAAACGCGGACACCACUCUGUUUUUGGCAUCAGGGGCCCCACCUCUCUUUCAGAGCCCCGGGUGAAAGACGCGCUUGGGAUAGUACCAAGCGACCUUCCAAACGAACUCCUUUCCGCGAUCUUUGAGAAUCUCAUCCCUGAAAGAGGGACAUCACAUCAUCCACAUCCCGAGAGGAUUCUCGCCAAGGUGUGCAAGAAGUGGCGUUCCAUAGCUGUGCAAACACCUGCGUUCUGGGCUACAAUCUCGGUAGUGCCACACGAGUCUAUCCAGCUCAUAAAGACAUACCUCGGGAGAUCCUGUGACAGACCGCUCGACAUUUCCUUGGACUCAUGGCGUGAUGCAGGAAUCUGGAAAGGACCACUUAAGCAGCGACUGGCUGUCCUCGCAAGCAGUUCUCAAAGGUGGCACUCGCUGUUGUUGACGAACAUGGGAUCGAGAAACAUACAAUUGGUUCUCUCCAGAGUCAACAACCUUGGUUACCUUCCCCAGCUCAGGCACUUGACAGUGGACAAAAGAAAAGCCUUUGCUUUAUGGAAAUUGCGGAAUUGCUUCCCAUACAUCGCUGCAUACUCCGCUCCCACCCUGACAGCCAUGGGUAUAGUCACAGCGGGACACUGCACCUCCUCCUUCUUCAACUCGUUGACGCACCUCACGCUGACCACCCACUGGUCAGGUGACUAUGUCAUACCCAGUUGGAGGAGGUUCAAACAGUUGCUCUUGUCUUUUCCGAACUUGGAAUAUCUCAGACUCGAAGGAGUAGUUGUAAAAUUCGAUCUUGAUGCAGCAGAUUUUGAGUUUACCGACUGUCCUCAUUACGGUGUCGUGGAUAUUCCAACUCUGCACACCUUUAUCCUCCAACCUUACACCAUGGAACAGCUCCAUUGCAUGCUGAGCGGCAUAUUCGCCCCUCGUCUUCGUCAUCUUGAGCUCUUCCAUCCAUUCGGAGAUGAAAUGUACGCACAUAAAGGAGACACAUUCUGGGAUGAUGCAGACACCUAUCUCUACGACGUUUCUGGCAACACCAAAUUCCCUCAAGUGACAACACUUGUUCUGAACAAUUGCACGGACCAUACAGUCGUUCGUGGAAUCAACUUCCUUGGGGCUUUUCCGAAAGUCGAACAUAUUCAACUUGUUGAACAUGACAUCGCUACGUUUUCCUUGAUGCUGUCCAUGGAGAUGGAGUCAGGGAGUACCGAGUCGAUGCCUCUCUUGGCGCAGCUAAAGUCGAUCACGCUCAGUCGAAUAGACGAGGACGUAGCAGAUGAGGAACUUCUUCGCAUGCUGUUCGCUAUUGAGGCCUGGUCUAGGUUUGUGCAUCGCAGAACGCCACUUACCCUUAACAUACACAGUCUGUCUCCGACUACUAGAUGGUCUAGAGCGACUCGCAUGGUAUUGGAGAGGUUGGGUCGUCAUCAAAUUACCGUCGUGAAGAAGAUGUUGAACACGACUGCCGAUAUUCGCUACAUAUCAUGAUCGAGGCCUGGUCCGGGUCUUUACAAUGCAGAACGCCGCUUACCCU